Molecule: messenger RNA, 4632 nt
Organism: Closterium sp. NIES-67
Lineage: Eukaryota; Viridiplantae; Streptophyta; Zygnematophyceae; Desmidiales; Closteriaceae
Source: the annotation of a GenBank genome assembly
UCAAACCCCACCCACCCAUGUUUAUGGCUGACCGCACAGCCGUUGCGCCGCCCUCCUCCUCCCCGUCCCCCUACCGCGACCCGCCUCUUGCGCGAUGCUGCCCGCACGCGCAAGCCGACAUUACCUCCCUUCCGCCCCCGCCGCCGAUUUGGCGUAGAGAUCCGACGGCCCACCAUGACUCGUCCGAUGGGCGACACGACUCACCCUUGCGCUUCGAACACAGUACUUAUAUCGCGGAUUUUCCGCCGUCGUCUUUGAGAAAUACUGAGCCUGGUUCGCCCUUCGCGGGCGCGCUUGGGGAAGGUUUGCGCCAUUCCGCGCAGCCCGCCCCUGUAGCACGCUAUUCUUCCGCCGUUUCCGCCGCCUGCAGGCUUUUUUGCGUACAAUGCGCCGCCAUCCUCGUCCCCUGCCUCUGCUGCGCCGCGCUCCUUAUCCCCCCGCCUCUACCUUCCGCCUCCCCCGCUGCCUCCCGCGCAACCCCGCACCGCCAGGGCGUCUGCCGUAGUCGGCCCAAUGGGGACUGCGGAGGCAAGGGGGGGAAGGGGGAAGCUUGCGGAAGCGUGGCGGCGGGGAGGGAUCCUGGCGGAAAGCGGGGGGAUGGCGGAAGCAGUGCUGGUGCAGGCGGAAGGGAGGGAGCGCCAGGCGUAGCAGACGCAGCGGCGGCGGCGGCGCCCGUGAGGGUGGGAGCUGUGGCGAGCGGAGACGGGGUUUCCCCGCCUGCUGAGGGGGCAUGUCCACCCCUUCCGCUGCCGCUGUCGCCCGUCAUUGCCCCGUACGCGCUGGCGCACAGCAGCCACCAGCAGUGCGGCGCGGGGGGGUCUGAAGAAGCGCUUUCAGCACUCGCGACUGGAACACAUUCGGUAGACGCACGUGCGAGGGAAGCACGUGGCGUGGGAUCACAGUCGGUAGACGCGCGCGCUGCACAGGACACAGGAGGGGGAGGAGCAGGCGCGCUAGUGGAGGGGAGCCGCGCCAUGAGCUGUGGUCGCUGUGGCGUUGCUCUGCUGCACCCCUUCUGGCAUCCCCAACACCCAUCUGCUGCUUCUGCUGCUGCAACUGCUGCUGAGAUUGAGACUGAUGCCUACAAUGUGAAUGGCGGUGCUCCUAGUGCUGCUGCUGCUGUGGCAGCAGCACGUGCAUAUGUGCGGUCGGCGGGAGCGUCGAGCAGCGCCAACACGUGUGUGGGAGACUACCAAUCGCCGUGGGACAGCUGGCGUGAUCUCCUUGGGGUCUGGCCUGCUCAAGAGCUUCCCCUUACCGUGCUCGCCCGUGUGCACGCCACCAACUGGAGCCGUCGCUCCCAUCUGCUCCUCCUCGUCGCCUCCUACCGCGCUCUCUCUGCAAAGCUUCGUGAGGGCAUGCAGCACACACGCGCCCAUCUUGGCACACCUGGCCAUGGCACACGCCACAGCGGCUGCCUAGACGGAGAAGCGGAAGCAGCGGUGGCAGGGACUAAAGCACGGAGCAGCGGUGGGCAGAGGUGGAAGGGCAGCCAGGGGAAGUGGCACGGGCGAGAGCACGGUGGUGGGACGAGAGCAAGGGAGGACGGUGGGGAGAGGGAGAGGGAUCUUGCAGUGGAGACGGACGGGGGGGAGUUAGCAGGAGUUUUGCGGCUACAGAAAAAGGGGAAGCAUACACCGGUGCAGCACAGGGCAGCUGAAGCUGCGACACCAACUGUGGCGAGAGGAGUUGAUAGAGGCUCUGCUGCUGCUGGUGCUUCUGCUGCUGGCGAUGGUGGUGAUGGUGAUGGUGAUGGUGAUGGUGGUGGUGCUGCUGGUUUGAGGCAUGCUGCUAUGGGUGCAGGCAGGCAGCUGAGGACAUGUGAGCGGGCACGCAAGAGAGUGUGCUUCGGACCACAGGAAACGAGCGUCAAAACACCCAUGCCGGCUCGCCGGUCCCCCACACCCAGCUGUACGCGUUCAGCAGGAGAAGCAGGAGCAGCAGGAGAAGCAGGAGAAGCACAAGCAGAAGCAGCAGCAACAGCGCAAGCGGAAGAAGGAGCAGCAGGCGCUGUGGCAGCACCAUCAGGGAGAGGAGAGGGAGGAGCAGCAGGAGGGGCAGGUGGAGGGACGCAUGGCGCAGUGAAGGGCGGGAAGGAGCACGGUGCGAGAGGCCAUGCUGGUGCGAUGGGAGGUGCCGGAGGCAGGAAAAAGGAGGAAAAGGAGAAGGGCAACGCAGGCAAAGGUGGGCAGGUGGCGGGGAGAGAGGCGAGGAGCAUUGGAGAAGCUGCUGCUGCUGCUGCUGCUGCUGUUGUGGAUUGGGCUGUUGGUGCAGUGCAGGCAAGAGGAACUGCUGCUGUGGGUACUGGGACCGUGGCCGCUGCUGGUGGUGAUGGUGGUGCUGCUGGUGGUGCUGCUGGUGGUGCUGCUGGUGGUGCUGCUGGUGGUGCUGCUGGUAGUGCUGCUGGUGGUGGUGCUGCUGGUGCUGCUGGUGCUGCUGGUGCUGGUGCUGGUGCUGGUGCUGGUGCUGCUGGUGCUGGUGCUGCUGGUGCUGCUGGUGCUGCUGGUGCUGUUGGUGGUGUCACAACCACCACCACCACCACAACCACCAUUCACGCCAUGGACCCGGACUCCUCCCCACGGCUGCGUCUCAUCCACACCCGAGCAGCCCUGCUGCACCAGCAAUGCGCCUCUACUCUUGCUCAAGAACUCUCCUCCUCCUCUUCCCUCCUCUCCUCCCCCACCCUCCCUGCCUGCUCCCCCUCCUGCCCCUUCCGACCCUCCGGCCGAGCCUAUGCUGCCAUGCGCGUGGCUAGAACCUCCCUGCCAGGUUCGGUCGGUCUGCACUUGACGCAGGGGGGUUUGAUUCGGGGGGAGGGGGGCAGCAGAGGGGAUGGAAGUGGAGGAGGAGGCGGGGCAGCGGGGUUUAGGCCCCUUCACUUGAAUAUGCUGCGGUUGUCCCUUGAAGUGUUGGGAAGUGCAAACUGGGGCGAGAGAGAGGUCUGUAUGGGGAGGAGAGGAAGAAAGGAAGUAGAGGAGGAUGGUGGUGCUAACGGUCAGCAUCUUUUUGAGAAUUCUCACAAACGCCACGGUAGCAAUGGGGGGGGUGGCAGCGCCAGUGGGUGCAGCAGCAGCAGCGUUAGUGGCUUAGCGAAGCAGGUGGAGAGUGGCAUCGAACGCCUGCUGGUGCGGCAGAGAGCACCGCGCGUCGACGCACUGAGGAGGCUGGAGAUGAGUGACGUGGCACGGCAGCUACAGGAGGACCUAGGGACUGCCGCCUUGGCUUCAGCAUCAGCAGCUGCUACUGUCACUGCCACUGCUACUGCUACUGUUGCUGCUGCAACUGUUCCCAGUGCUUAUGGGGGACAGUCGGAGAGAAAUACUGGAGGCAGCAGCACUGCCAGGUAUGGGCCUGCGUUUGGCGGUGGCCCACGUGCAGCACGUUCAGGCUGCACCCCCCGCACUCCUUCGCCGGCAGGUGGGCCCCACGGUGUCGGCUAUCUGGGCGGCGGUGGUGGUAGCAGUGGCAUGGGCCUGGGUGUGGGGGGUUGUGGACGAGCCGUGGGAGCCAUGGGAGCAUUGGGAUUUCAGCAGCGCAAGAAGGUGCGGUUCGUGGAUGGGAUGGGGGGAGCUUUUGAGCCGGCUCAAAAGUGGUACAUGGAUGGGAAUCGGGUGGGGGGAGGCGGCAUGGAGGAAAGCGCUUGUGACAUGGAGACUGGCGGUGUAAGGAGCGAAGGGAGUGAGAGAAGCCUGCCCCUUUCCUUCCUCCACUCCAGACUGGUGCAGCAGGCUUUCCAGCCUGUCACUGGAAGGUGUAAUGCGGACAACAACGAGGUGCUGUGCCCAUCAUCAGGCAGAGCAGCAGGGAAGGCAAUGGAUCUCUCAACCGCGCACAAGUCGCAACCGACCUCUUACCAACCCUUGGACCCUUCCUCCUCCCAGCCUCGCCCCCCACCUCCAUCCCACCCACGACCCACCUCGACCGGUUCCUCCCCUCUCUCUCCCCCUCCCUUCACCCCUCGCUCUCCCCCACUCUCUCCCCCGACCCUCCUCCUGCGUCAGCAAGUCAACUCCCUGCUCCGCAUCCUGCAUGACCUCGCCUUUGGCCUCGCGUGCCAACCCCCGUUCAUGCUCCUCCCUUCCUGUACGGCGCAUCGUGACGCGGCUGUAGGCCCCAUUUCCCCCCGUGUCGCCAACCCCACCCCCACCAACAUGCACCUGCAGCAGCAGCCGCCUCCGUGCAAGGGCACAGGGCAGCAGCAAGCAUGUCCAGAGCCUGCGUGGGAGUCUUCUUGGCUGGGCGUGGGUAUGGGCAUGGACAUGGGCAUAGAAGGAGGUGGUUGGCGUGAGUGGGGGCUGGGGGAGAUGGAGGAGUGUGGCAGGGUCGGUACGAUGGAAGAGUCGCCAGAGGAGAGCCCGAGCAUGUGUGAAAGGAGGGAAGCGGUGCGGUUGUCGCACCAUUUGUUGCUGCUGGCGUAUCAUGAGCUGGCCCAUCUUGAUUCGCUCAUUUGAGCCGUGCUUGUGUGACCAAGGAUGGAGUAUCAAUCAUAAUGCAGCGCUAUUAGUGCGAAUUUCUACGAACCAGGAUCAGAAUCAAGUUGGAUCAGAAACGUAUGGUACUGUGCAGUGCCAGUAUCGGAAUUGCGUUUCAGUGCGGUUUAUUUUGGUCAUGCACGUAUUUGAACUUGAUCUU